AUGGAGGAACACGUAGGUCCAUCAACACAUAACAACAGCAAACUGCCACCUACGGCUAGCAUACCACUCCCAGUUAUUACUAGCAUUGAUGCGUUAACAUCAGCUGAUGUCAGAGCAGCACGAACAUCAAUGGUAGGGACAACAACACCGGACAUUAACACAGGAGCACUUGCAGCACCAUCAACAACAGUAGUAGUUGAUCGUAAUAAAGUGAACCUUGAAUCGCAUCAAUUGGUCUGGUUAGAUGCAAAUGUGAACAAUAGUGAACAUGAGGAUACGACAGUGACGUUGGCUGGUUUACGUAAAAUCAUUGAUUACACAAAAUUAUUUGAUAAUAUUUCGGAAUGCAAAGAAUAUCUGAAAAGUACCGAAAAUGGAUCAACGUUUUUGGUUACAUCAGGAUCAUUUGGACAAACAUUUGUACCUGAAAUUCAUGAAGUGGAAAUCAUUUAUAAAAUUUAUGUCUACUGCGGAAAUAAAGAAUUCCAUCAAAAAUGGGCAUCGAAAUAUUCAAAGACUAAAAAUCGAAUUCAUAUCAAACUCGAUGAAUUACUCAAUGAUUUAACAAAUGAUGUUAGAGAAUAUUUAAAAUCGGAAAUAGCCGGUACUAUUAUGAAUCUAUCGGGAAAGGAAGAUCAAACCACAGAUGUAUUUUGUUCGUGGUGGACACACACCUUCGAUCUCUUAUGUUGUUUGCCUUAUCCAAUGGACUGUCACCAAAAACUUGUAGAUACAUUGAAAUCAUAUUAUGAAGGCAAAGAAAACGAAAUGAAAGUUAUACGCGAAUUUGAAAUCAGUUAUGAACCAAAACAUGCUAUCUGGUGGUAUACGCGUCCAACAUUUUUCUAUGCUAUACUGAACAGAAGCCUUCGUCAACACAACAUUGAACUAAUAUUUUUAUUUGGUUUCUAUAUAAAAGAUGUGUAUUAUCAAUUGAAAGAUGAACAUGAAAAACUGAAACUAAAACAUUUGAAAGAACCAAAGAUAAAAUUGUAUCGUGGACAACUCAUGGCAAUGAAUGAAAUUAAAAAAUUGAAAGAAAUCGAUGGUCCCAACUACAUUGUAAAUAGUUGUCUGCUAUCAACAUCACUCAAUCGUUCGGUAUCGUUAGAAUUUCUCAAAUCAGCUGAAAAAAGUGAAGGAUUGGAACAUGUAUUCUUUGAAAUUGAUAUUGACACUCGUAAACUGGCACGGCCCUAUGGUAAUAUAUCACAUUUAAGUUAUGUCACAGCCGAAGCUGAAAUUUUAUUCAUGAUUGGUGUAAUAUUUCGUAUAACAAAAGGUAAUGUAACGUACAAUAACGACGACAAAGUUUGGAUCAUUAAAUGUUCUUCAUCAUUCGAUUCUAUCUUAGACUUUGAAAGUGCAUUUAGUACAGGUAGCCAAAGGCGCAUUUUAAAAAACUCUAUCAAUAAAUUUUGGCACAAUUCUACAAAAAUGCCUACUCGUAAGUCUGAAGAUGUUAAUAUGCUAUUUAAUGAAUUGAUUAAAUUAUUUCCAUUGGAAGAAGACUGGAUAUUAUCUUAUAAACUUUGCUGUCUGGCCGAUAUUGAUAUGUGGCAUGAAAAGUCCACUUCAGCACUAUCACAGUAUGAUGAAGCAAUAAAUAUUUGGCUCAAUUACCUGAAAGAUGAUGAGUUAAAUUGUUCAAUUGAUAUUGGUGAAAUUCAUAAAGACAUUGGUACAGUUUAUCAAAUUUACACAGAUGAUACUAAUCGAGCUGAGGAACAUUAUAAAAUGUCAUUUUCUUACUUACAGUCAGCAAUUGAACGUAGUACUACAGAACAGGAAAAAAUAGAUAUAUUAGUUAAACUUAUAUCGAUUGUUAUCGAAUGUGAGCUUUAUGAAUCGCUUGAUAAAUACGAUGAUGCAUUAAUAUAUUAUGAAAAAGCAUUUGAAGCAGCAGUAAAAUCAAAAGACUCUAGAUGGAUUGAAAUCGCGUGUGAUAAUAUGAUUGAAACUUAUAUUAAACAUAAAAAUGAUUACCAAUCUGCGCUUAAAUAUCAAUUAAUAAGACAUGAACAUAUAUUGAAGGACAAUACACCACAAAUAUGGGAUGAUAUCGACGAAACUUCGUGUAAAAAAGCAGAAAUAGCUGACAGUCAUAUUAGACUAGCUGAAAGCUAUAUUUUAUUAGAUCAAUAUGAUUUGGUUAAAUUACAUUUAACAACAGCUAAAGAGUUGUAUGAAGAAUCGGGAAAAGAUGGUAGACGACACCUUUCACGGACUACGGAGAAGUUAGCUGAUAUUGAAGCAAAAUUAAAGGAAUAUGGUUUAGCACACGAACAUUUCAAUAUGGCAUUGAAAUUACAUCAAGACCUUCUCAGAGAAUACGAAGGAAAGCUGAACAAUGAAGCGGCCAACAGCACCGGAAAAGAAUAUCACCCAUGGGCAAAUGCCGAUU
Molecule: messenger RNA, 2404 nt
Organism: Didymodactylos carnosus
Lineage: Eukaryota; Metazoa; Rotifera; Eurotatoria; Philodinida; Philodinidae
Source: the annotation of a GenBank genome assembly